GGGGUGGCCGAGAGCCGCGGGGCGGGGGCCGCGGCCGGUGGCCCGGGGCAGAGCUUGCAGGCAGCAUGGCGGGGCUGCGCGCCGGCCGGGGCUCCGGGCUCGGGCUCGGGCUCGGGCUGCUGGCGCUGUCCGCGCUCGGCUGCUGUCUGAUGCUGCCAGUCGGAGCCAAGAGGCCCCCCAAGACGCCCCCCUGCCCGCCCAGCUGCUCCUGCACCAGGGACACCGCCUUCUGCGUGGACUCUAAGGCAGUGCCCAGGAACCUGCCCUCCGAGGUCAUCUCUCUGACGCUGGUGAAUGCUGCCUUCUCUGAGAUCCAGGAUGGAGCGUUUUCCCACCUGCCACUGCUGCAGUUCCUGUUACUCAACUCCAACAAGUUUACUCUGAUUGGAGACAACGCUUUCACAGGACUGUCACACCUCCAGUACCUCUUCAUUGAGAAUAAUGACAUCUGGGCACUCUCCAAGUUCACCUUCAGAGGACUCAAGUCUUUGACACACCUAUCACUGGCCAACAAUAACCUGCAGACACUGCCUAGAGACAUCUUUCGGCCCCUGGACAUCCUGAGUGACUUGGACCUGCGGGGCAACUCGCUCAACUGUGACUGCAAGGUAAAGUGGCUGGUGGAGUGGCUGGCACACACCAACACCACUGUGGCCCCCAUCUAUUGCGCCAGCCCUCCUCGCUUCCAAGAGCACAAGGUGCAGGACCUGCCACUGCGGGAAUUCGACUGCAUCACCACGGAUUUCGUGCUGUACCAGACCCUGCCUUUCCCAGCAGUGUCAGCCGAGCCCUUCCUUUACUCCAGCGACCUCUAUUUGGCUCUGGCCCAGCCAGGUGCCAGUGCUUGCACUGUCCUCAAGUGGGACUAUGUUGAACGGCAGCUUCGAGAUUAUGAUAGAAUCCCAGCCCCCUCCGCGGUGCACUGCAAGCCAAUGGUGGUAGACGGCCAGCUGUACGUGAUUGUGGCCCAGCUGUUUGGUGGCUCUUACAUUUACCACUGGGACCCCAACACCACGCGCUUCACCAAGCUGCAGGACAUCGACCCACAGCGUGUGCGCAAGCCCAACGACCUAGAGGCUUUCCGCAUCGACGGCGACUGGUACUUUGCCGUGGCCGACAGCUCCAAGGCAGGGGCCACCAGCCUCUACCGCUGGCACCAGAAUGGCUUCUAUUCCCACCAGGCCCUGCAUGCCUGGCACCGAGACACCGACUUGGAGUUUGUGGAUGGUGAGGGCAAGCCACGGUUGAUUGUGUCCAGUAGCUCGCAGGCACCUGUGAUCUAUCAGUGGAGCCGCACCCAGAAGCAGUUUGUGGCUCAGGGUGAGGUGAGCCAGGUGCCCGAUGCCCAGGCUGUGAAACACUUCCGUGCCGGGCGCGACAGCUACCUGUGCCUCAGCCGUUACAUCGGCGACUCUAAGAUCCUGCGCUGGGAGGGCACCCGCUUCUCCGAGGUGCAGGCCCUGCCCUCCCGGGGCUCCCUGGCCAUGCAGCCCUUCCUCGUGGGUGGCCGCCGCUACCUGGCGCUGGGGAGUGAUUUCUCCUUCACGCAGAUCUACCAGUGGGAUGAGGGGCGCCAAAAGUUCGUGCGGUUCCAGGAGCUGGCUGUGCAGGCCCCACGGGCAUUCUGCUACAUGCCUGCGGGGGACGCUCAGCUGCUCCUGGCCCCCAGCUUCAAGGGACAGACGCUCGUGUACCGGCACGUAGUGGUGGACCUCAGUGCCUAGAGCGGUGCCAAGUCCUCUGGGCGCUCGGGUGGCCCCUGGAGGCUAGCAUAGAAGUCUCUGUGUGAGCAGCAUGUGUGCCUGUGUGAAGACACAUGUAACCAACCUGCAUACGUGCCCUCACAGAUGCCCCCCGUGUCCCCCGUGAGCAUGGGCACACACUGUGGACUAGCCCAGGGGAGCCGCUUACCAUAGUUGUGACAGCAUGAAGACUUGUAUAUGCACCAGGCAAGCCGGCGGCCCUGUGCCCUCUCAUGUGUGGGCACAUGUCGGCCCCACACCCCUACCUAAAGGCCCCCUGCCCUGUGAUCUGCCACUUUCCCGUGCUCUGGCCCCAGGGGAAGAGUGGGAGGGGCAGAGCCACCCCCUCCUCCUGUUUUUCGGCUUAUCUUCUCAGCUCUCUGGCCUCUCCUUGUCGGUGCUCCAGGUGUGUGUUUAUCUACUCACGCUCCGCAUUGCAGCCCACGGCCACAUCCUUCACCCUACUGGGUUCACUCACCAUGCUGUCCUCCUUGUGCAUGCACCCAGGGACGCUGAUGGACACCCUCAGUUACACAUGCACACGCACCUGUUGACAUUCCCACUUCUGUGUGCAUAUGUCCAGAUUCAGUGUGGCCUAAGGACGGUCUCCUUCAUCACCUUGACUCUUUUCUUGGAGAAGGCACACAGCACCUGCCCUCCUCUGCUCAUCCCUGGUGUGCCUACCCUGUAGCUGAUAAGGAUGAGAAUGGUGGUGCCUGCCUCUGGGUACCAGCUUGGUCUCCCGGGGGCAAAGCCCCUCUGCCCAAAGCAAUAACAAAGCAGACCCUGAGUUCUUCUGGGGGCUCUCUCUGUUCUCACUAGAGUUUCCUGCUCUGAGCCUGAAUCCAGCUCACCUGUGGACAGGAGACCACCUGGAAAAAAGCCUUUCAGUUCUUCUUUACUCUAGCUGCCCCAGCUUCAGACCACCCAUUGGUUCAGCCCCACCUCUGGGCUGUGGUGGUUCAAGAGCUGGCCACUCCGGGGGCUCUGCAAGUACCUGGGCCAACUGGGUGGGUGCCAAGAGUGGAAUAGAGCUAGAGAGCAUCUUAGGGAUCCUAGGGCUUCUCCGAUCCACAGAGGCAGGCCGCAGGCAUUGCCUUUUAUUGCAAGCUGAGCGAUAGAGGGGGUGAGGGUCCGGUAGAAGCAGCACCUGGGAGCCAAGCUUCUGCUGCCCUCUGCUGUAUGCUGGGAAUAGACAGCUCUGAGCUGCAAGGCCAGUGGAGAAGGCAUGGGGUGGGGAAACUUCUCUGUGUCCAGACUGUGUGAGGGCCUACUGGUGGCAGGAUGCCCAGGAGCACUCAGGGGCAAUGUGAUGAUUCACUGCUGCAAAUAAAAAUUUCCCACCCCAUUACUGACUCUCAGGUGUCCAAUGGCUACAGUGAGAGGCAGCUGUUUCACUAAGAACAGAGCCAGGGCUGUGCUCUCUCUGUCCCUACUGUUUUUAGGGGGCCAGCAUCAGCGUUCAGACCCCCUUCUUCCUUGCUUUUUUCCAGAGGUGCAAGUGGGUACCCCACGAUCAGCUGGUGCUGGGGUCAGGAGUUCAUGGUGAUGACACUCGGGUGCAGAGCAAGUGUGACUACUACCUGAGUCUACCACCUGGGGCUGAUUCAUGACCCAAAUGUUCUUCCUGGAGCUCCCAGUCUUGGGGCCCCACCGAGACUACAGAAGAGAUACAAAGCAUGCAAUCCUGUCCCUCUGCCAGGUCAACUCCAACCAACAUGGCCAAAGACAAGCGCAGCAGUCCCUCUCCUCACCUCUCCCCUCCACUCCACUACUGCCAGCCCUUGCCCUAGGUGUGAGAUUUCAAGCAAGUCCACUGAGUUCCGUGGCCCUUGGUUUCUCCUUCUGUGAAGUAGAUAAAACCUACUCUGUCAACUCUUAAUUCUGCUACUUAGCAGCAGGCGUGGCCUCAGCCAUGUUAUUUCACCCAUUUGUAUCUCCGUUUCCUCAUCUAUAACAUGUGGAUAAUCAAGACACCUAGCUGACACGGUUAGUGUGAGAUUUACAUGCAUGAAAUGUAUAAUAUAUUCGUAUAUGGAUAGCCCAUGGAAUAGUGUGUCUGACACAGACUUGUGACUUGUAUUGGUCCUUGGGUCUCCAUGAGAUGCAGAGGUGGCUCAGAGAAGGGUACUUAGUGGGAAAGGAGGCUGAUCUUUGGAGAGAACUGCUAUCUGUGGACCUGGGUUUCUUAUCCAUCAGUCUCAGAGCCCCUGAGCCCUAUGUCUCACCUGUAGCCUCAGGUGCCCAGACAAACCUGCCCCUGGCCAAACCUCACAAUGGUGAAUCUCACAGGUGCCAUGUCUGGGGUUCCACCUCUUGAAACCAUAUCCAUAUGCUCUUGGCUUAGCAGGUGCCUCACAGGUCCCCCAGCCACACUAUCCUGGGAAUUCCUGCUCUGCUUUCUCAAACGGGGAAUGGCCCUUCACGCUGUGCCAGGGAGAAGUUGCCAAGGGAAGUGGGUUGAGCCUCCCAGAUACAUUGGCACUCUGUUGCCCGGUAGAAAGAUAAACAUCAUUCUGACUGUCACUCCCCCUAGGACUCCUUCCAGGGGUGGGAGACACUCCUCCUCUUGAAUGCCACAGGGAAUGAGGCCUGCUGUAUGCCUGCCUGGUCACCUGCCCUGGGGGUCAUCUGUGUGUCCAGAGAGUUGCUUAGCAAUCCAGUGUAGCUGGGUAACUAUGUCAACAUCUCAUGACCAAAGGCCAUGAGAGACAGAGUCCACUCACUCUGCAGAGCUGAGGAUGACACCCCUCAGCUCCCAGCCGCACACCCCUCCACGCUGGGCCCUGCUCCCAGGAGCACACCUCUGAUGUCCAUUAGAUUUCCUAGUGCCGUUAUGAGGACCAGGAGUCUCUAUGUGAGAGCCCUUCCCCUCCAGGGUGGUCUUUUGGGGAGAGAGGUCUUAAAGUGGGCACAAGAGAGCUCUUCACCAGCAAGUGAGGGUAGAUGCUGAGGUCAGGUCAGGUGACUCUGGAAGGCAGCCAGGGAGGACGUGGUUCUUCAGCAGGGACCAAAGGGCCCGCGGUGCACAUGCACACAGCCCAGGCACCCUUAUCUCCCGAGGAACGGGUGCUCUUCCCUCUACCGCAGCCCCCUGCUCCUCCUGAGCUGGCCCCCUAUGGAGUUACCACAUCCUUUUUUCUAGGCGCAGAUUUUCACAACGUCUGUGGCUAGAGAUGGAGGGUGGGACUCUGGCUCUUGGAGUUUCUUGUUCUUCCAACAUAGGGUAGGAGAGAGGCCCAGGGUGAGGGGGUGGUUAGAUGGGAAAGAGGGAGGCCUCAGGGAAGUUUCUCCUGUGGGUCAGUUUCACUGCUAGCUCUCACACCCCACAUCACCAAUAAAAUGGAUGAUAGUAAUUAAGACUACAUAAUUACCUUGUGUUUAUUUAUUCCCAGGAAGCCUCCUUUCCCUGGCCCCCAUCAUUAUUUAUUCCAUCCUCUCAAUAGGUGAUGGGAGUUAACUAUGGCUCUAAUAAAAAGUAAUAACUGUUCAAGUUUCCCAUCCCCAUGGUUCUAGGUAACUCUGCUGCCAGCCCCGUGAAGCAGGGGGGAGGCUGCGCAGGGUGAAGGGCACAGUCCCCAUUGUCAGCGGGAGGAAUGGGGCACUGUGCAGAAGAGAUACAAAGCAUGCAAUCCUACAUAC
Nyctereutes procyonoides (raccoon dog) is the source of this 5384-nucleotide messenger RNA. It is a transcript of the gene LGI3, whose product is annotated as leucine rich repeat LGI family member 3. Gene Ontology annotation, molecular function: protein binding. Gene Ontology annotation, cellular component: synaptic vesicle. The record is from RefSeq and is a predicted model, not a curated record. Bases 66 to 1724 code for a protein of 552 amino acids. Gene Ontology annotation, biological process: regulation of exocytosis. NCBI's taxonomy places the organism in Eukaryota, Metazoa, Chordata, Mammalia, Carnivora, Canidae. The transcript is spliced from 8 exons.